Messenger RNA from Bolinopsis microptera, 1477 nucleotides. Its product is annotated as mediator of RNA polymerase II transcription subunit 12-like. Bases 47 to 1477 code for a protein of 476 amino acids. The record is from RefSeq and is a predicted model, not a curated record. Gene Ontology annotation, molecular function: transcription coregulator activity. The transcript has 10 exons. Gene Ontology annotation, cellular component: mediator complex. NCBI's taxonomy places the organism in Eukaryota, Metazoa, Ctenophora, Tentaculata, Lobata, Bolinopsidae. Gene Ontology annotation, biological process: regulation of transcription by RNA polymerase II.
UUUAGUAGCUAUGAUCGAGAUGGUUUCAGGAUUAUGGUGAGGUGAAAUGGCAAGCGAGGCGGAUAUUCUGCAAGCCAGGAACCUCAACAAGAGAACUAAACUAGGACCUCCUGAUGUCUACCCUCAAGUCAAGGAUCAAAGAGAGGACAAACUCAACGAUCUUAGUCUCAAAAAGGGUUUCUCGAAUCCACCAGUAACUCAGAACGAAUGUGGCUCAGCUCGAGAGAGAAUCAAAGCGAAGGGCCUGAGCACGCUCCAACAGAGUAUACAGCUGUCUUCAGAGAAACUAGCCGCUCAGAAACAUAAUAACAACACUGUUAAUGAUAAUGGGACUAGGAAGAUACAGACGAUUCAGAGGGACCAAUUCUGGUCCGUUAAUCCCAGAUCCAACAGACAAACUAUCAAGAAGUUUUUUGGUGAUCUGAGUUCGUCCAGCAAGUCACUAUCCUCCCUGGUGAAGAGCAGGAUUCCUUCUUUUCAGAAGAAGGAGGAGAUUCUAGACCAUAUGGCCGAGUAUCAGGUCCCUGUAAUGAGAGCUAUAUGGUUCAUGAAGAUAACAGCAGUGUACGUCAGUAGUAUCAGCAAGAAGAGGAACACCUGUGUGGCUCUGGAGUGGACUAAGUGUAUUUCGGAGUACCUGAAAGACAACCUGGCCAAGUUCGCAGAGCACAAUGUAGAAUACGGUAAGAUCAGCACAGUGAACACAGGUAACAAGGCGGUACAGGAGGCCAACUCUGCUAAAAACAGGUGGAACUACACACUCAGACUCUGUCACUGCAUGUACCAGGAUGGGUUACUAGACAGGCAGGAGUUCCUCUUGUUUAUUAUAAAGUGGGUACACGAACUGAAAGUUACUGAAAAGGAAGACAUCUUAAAACAUCUCGUACAGGUGAUGUUAACGUAUUUGGACGAUGUUGUUGGGAAUUUCGUUUUGUCCCGCUCCGCAGCCUACAUGUGCGUCAACAAACUCAAUAGUCUCUCUGAAGUUAACAGUGUCAGAAGUGUAUUCGACUGGGACAGUGCAGUAAAGGAAUGUCACGUCCCAGCCAAGUCAGACUGUCCGUAUCACGACGCCCUCCUCCUCGUCUUCUCCACUGUGUUGCAACGUAUCACUCUCAUGUGUCCCACUGCUCUGGUCUUCCAACGGGCCUGGCAAUCUCCACUGAGUGUUAUAGAGUCAGGUGCAGUGUCAGGUGCAGUUUUAGGUGCAGUUUCAGGUGCAGUUGUAGAGAAGGAGUCUCCUCUAGAUCACCUCCCUUGCUACCCUGCUUCUCUUCCUUUCCCUAAAUCCCUCACUGAACCACAAGUAGAACAGUUUAGAAGUGAGAUACAGGACAGCACGGAGGAUGUGAGAGCGAGGAGCGUGAUAUCUGAGGAGAGGUGGAUAAUGGGGGAGGACACUAACCAGGCCCCUUCUGUUAUACCAAUGUUAACCACACUAGACGAGCACAACUUCUACACAGCUCAACAGGGUUAG